Molecule: messenger RNA, 4720 nt
Organism: Drosophila elegans
Lineage: Eukaryota; Metazoa; Arthropoda; Insecta; Diptera; Drosophilidae
Product: limbic system-associated membrane protein
Exons: 2
Coding region: 2091-3464 (457 amino acids)
Biological process (GO): homophilic cell-cell adhesion; synapse organization; axon guidance
Cellular component (GO): axon; plasma membrane; neuronal cell body
Molecular function (GO): nucleic acid binding; protein binding; zinc ion binding
Source: RefSeq, a predicted model, not a curated record
AAGCGGCGGGUUCGCCGUCGAGGCCGCCAUUUCAAAUCGAGCCUAAGGUGCACUUACGGAAGCGCUUUCGUCGGUGGAUCUCCGGAAUGUUGGUGAGUCAGAUAUCACGUUUUAUCAAUAUGUCUUUGUAAAAUAUAUAUAUCAAAUGAAUUACUUUGCGUCCCACCGUACAAAACUGAGUAGUUCGAAUAAUCCAUAAAGGAGAAGAUAAAAAAAAGGAGCGGAUUUACCGUCUCUCUUGUCUCUCAAAUUUUUGAGUGAGAUGAAUUUCGAAAUAAGUAAAACAAACCACUCAAUUUGAAUUCGCCGUGCGCUCUUCACUGCAAUUUUCUGCCAUUUCCGUAUUCUCGCUCUCGAAUAAUAUUUUUUUGGGUUUUAUUUCGUAUUAUAUCUUACUGCGAAGGUUAAUUUAAUAAUUCAAUUGUAUUGCAUGUAUCUAUGUUCUCAUUUAAUAUCUUUUCAAUAUGUUCUCUAAUUUUAAGAAUUUUAUUUAGGUUUUAAAUACAUUUUAUAAUGAUUAGCUAAAUUGCAUUUUUGUUUGCCUUCGACUAGGAUGAGUCCCCGCUAGAACCCGAAUCAGUAGAAGGGGCCGUUCGAUAAUAUGAUGGGAAGUUUUCGGUAAAGAACGGCCAAGGCAGGGAGGGCAAAUUUGGUUCCAUUAGAACACCCGAGGAACUUUAGGAAUUCCAUGAGUAAAAUAACUAUCCCUCUUCGUGCUGGCGCGGAUUCACAUGAUUUCUCCUACCCCAUACCACUUGUCGCUGCACGCGAAAAUUCGAUAAAAUUUUAGAAUUUACUGGCUCGUGACGAAGGACAAGAUCACCACCCCAAAUAGCCGACAAGGAGCAGCUGGACCAUCGCGCGUGCGUCCUUAUCGUCAUGCAACAACACCCUAGCCACGUACUCGUUACAGUAAUAAUAAUAUAAUUCUAUUUAUCUGGCGCCCAACAGUGUAGGCCGAAAAUCAGGGUUUAAGAUGUGAAAAAAUGAAAAACAAAAUUUUACUCUAAGAAUCCCGCUCACACAAGAAAAAAAACUUUAAUUUUCAUCUAGUUGGUAAUGCAGUAUCACAGUGGGUUGAAAGAUGUGUUUACAUCCCAGCCACGGUUGCUGCGGUACUCAUGCCAAAUAUCUCGUCUCUAGUCUUACCUUAAUUUCGAUAUUAGGCGCAUAGGACAUAUAGUUGAAUAUGUUGUACGCAAGCGUUCAACUAGCCACGGCUGAUGUUGAAAGUAAGAGUGGGGCAAAUCUAUUCUAUUUACUUUUUUCGGGACCUAAAGCAAGGGUUAAUUAGACGCUUGGACAUGCAGGUGGUAAACUUAUCAAUAAGUUUUCACCUGACCACGGAUAAUGGGCCGGCGCUAAGGACCCAUCUAUCAAAUUUCAUGCAAUCGCCAUCGCGUCUGUCAGGUGCAUUGGAUAGACAGCCGAAAUCUUUAGAAAGAGGUCGACUGGCCACGGUUGACAGCGGAAAACGUAGGCCAGAUUGCAAAACAAGAGAGAAUUGGAAGAGAACCGAUCAGCUCUCUUAUAGUUGUUGUUUUAGUGAAUCUGAGUUUGGCAAUAGUCGAAGGGCUAGCCACGUAGCUCUGCAUAGGCAGCAAUUAUAUUAUUUUUUUCAUCUUCUUUUACUCACGGAUUCCGAGUUAAACUGCUGAUGAGGGUUUGGCAGGGAGAACUCCUAUGUUUGAAGGCAAACUGUUUAUAUAUUUCUAUCGUGUUUUUGAUUUUUCUUACAAUUUUUUUUAAGCUUACUUAAUACUUGAACUCUCUCAUUUAUUUGUUCCUUUCCUCUCAUUUCUGACUUAGACCCGAGUUUCUCUUGAGUGAUUUUAAAAAUUGAGUGUCUUUAAGAAUUGAGCGUAGAAAAUAAAACAAAUCAGCUGGUCCGCUUGUUAAGGUCAUUGACCGCAGGUGUAGAAAAAAAUAAAAGCAAGGAAGGAAUGAUUAAAUGUUAGGGAUUUUAGCCGAAUAUAAUUAGUAACUUUAACUUACUCGUUCAUUUAGCUGUAAAUUAAAAACAUAUUUUUAGGAUUUUAGGUUUCUUAUCUUUCUCAUUGGUUGAAGAUCAGAAAAAAAAAGGCCAAACAAUGAGCGAUGCCGAUAAGGUAGAGACUCCAACGGGGUCUAAAUGCAAAUUGUGCGAGAAAGACUUGGCGAUCUCCACAACUUACAAAACGAAAUGCGGUCAUGACUUCCAUAAGACUUGCAUAACUAGUCAUUCGAAGACUCAUAGAGAAUGUCCGAUUUGCGGAAUCAUUUGUUUUCAACUCCCACCGAGUGGUAAAACGAUUGUCAAUUCGCCAGCCCCCUCUGGGAAAACCGGCGAAAAUCGCGCUGAGGUAGACAUAGGGAAUUUAGUGACUCAAGCGGUCCAGGGGAUGAAAAAUGAUUUACUCACUCAACUUUCUCAGCAAAUGGCUCAGAUUAUACAAGCUAAUAUUGCUGCAUUGGUUCCUGGGAAUCCCUUAGCACCCCCAAACCCAAGCACAAACACCAACUGGACGGAUCAAGAGAGACAGCCAGUCGAAAAUUUUGAUCAAUUCCGGAGUGAGUCCAGAUUUACUCCUGUCAGCGUAGAAUCCGAUGCCAUUUAUAGACCAGAUAGGGUGGGCCAAAUAUUAAAUAGUUGGAAAAUUCGUUUCAAUGGCAGUCUUGAUGGCAUAAGCGUGGACAAUUUUAUAUAUCGAGUUGAGGCGUUAACAGAGCAAACAUUAAAUUCAAAGUUUGAAAUUUUAGCUAGCAAUGCUAGCCUAUUGUUUGAUGGUAAAGCUCGCGAUUUCUAUUGGCGAUAUCAUAAAUCCUGCAAUGGAGAGGGGCUCGAUUGGAAAGCUCUCUGCCAAGCUCUUCGAAAACAAUUUCGGGAUACCCGCUCCGAUGUCGAUAUCCGUGAAGCAAUUCGGGAUAGAAAACAAAAAGAGAAGGAAAAUUUUGAUACUUUUCAUGAGGCCAUUGUCUCAUUAACGGAUGGGUUAGAAGUGCCGCUCUCGGAAAAGUCCGUGGCAGAAAUACUAGCUAGGAAUUUGCGCCCUGAGAUACGACAUGAACUCCUUCAUAUCCAAAUUAAUUCGGUGGGGCAAUUGAGAGAAAUUUGUAGGCGAAGGGAAAGUUUUCUGGAGGAUGUGAGGCGGAAUUAUGCAUAUACAAAGGCAACUCCUUACCGGAAGCAAGUGGCUGAACUGCUUGAAGAUCCGUUGCCAGAUGAAGCCGCCGAAUUUUCCGACAUCGAAAGCGAAGUGGAAGUGGGAGCUUUGGCUUUGAUUUGUUGGAACUGCCACAAAGAAGGGCAUCGUUACCAAGAUUGUGAAGGGAAGCGUAGAAUUUUCUGCUAUAGUUGUGGAAAGCCGAACACUUACAAACCUUCGUGUAGUAAGUGUCAAAAAAACGCGAAGGGGUACACACAGCCUCGUCAGCGGCCGUGUGUUCAACGCCACCGCCCGACGAAUUCCGAGGCAGAACAAUAGACAUUGAAAAUACUUCUGUAGAAAUAGAAAAUCCCAAAUCUUCAGUACCAAAUUCAGUUCAAAAAUCUUUUUGGUCGAAGAAAAUAAAUUUACAAAUAAAUUCAUCUAAAAUACGAGGUAUCUUAAGGCCAGGGUACGCCGGAAGGUGGGAAAUGCUUACUAUGACCUGGAAGACUUGCAGGGACGAUUAAUGGGUAGAUAUCAUGCUAAGGAUAUGAAACAGAAAUGUAGCUGCCUCAAGCUCAGUCUUGGUCAGCCUUGUGUGUUUCACCCCCAAGUCUGAUCUUGUGAGGGGGGAAUUUGUAACGCUUGUGGCAGGUAAAUCGAUGGGCAGCGCCAUCUGUGAGGCAAAAACCGAAAGUGUCGCCAUCUAGUGGUCAGUUGGGUGCCGCGAUUGGGGUAAGAAUUUUCGGAGACGAAGAGGCAACAGCGUCAAUUGUCAUGAUCCCGGAAAACGGAGAGUUAUUCUAGGGGGGCUAACUUAGCUUCCCGCCCAGAGCCACGAGCUGCUGGCUUUCUUUCCCUUUUCGGCAGCCAUCGAGUGCGGUUUAGUUCAAUUGUAAGUCUCGUAUUUAAUAAGUUGGUGAAAGUUUGUUUGAAAAUUAUAUCUCUAUAGUGGCCUUGUGUAAAGUGACGGAUAGAAUUCCCAGAUUAUAUAUAGCGCUGAAUCCUGUUUAUGGGUAAGAAAAAAUGAAAUGGUUGCGAAGUUUGCAGACCCAAAAGUGAUUUUUGAUUUAGGUUUGGCGCUUAGUAUCCGAUAUUGGAUCCGGCCGUUGCUGUAGAGGGAACAAUUCAUCAAGUCCCCCUAAAGAAGAGCGAAGUCAUCCGACGGAGAAGGGAAAUUAUCGUCGCAUAAAGGGGUCUCAAAGCCUAAGAGUUCCCUAAGAUAAUUAUUUAAUCAGCUUAAGUCGCUGGGAGCGGAGUUAGGACUAAGAGAGGGCAAAAGAGUCAAAAAGAACUCGAGAUGUAACACCUGCCCAAAUUACACAUAAUAUUUAUAUUCCCUCUUCAUCAUCUUCGUUAUCUCCCGUCUGCGAGCGCAACUUAGCGAAGUUCAGCUUGGCAGGCAGUUUUUCGGCGCGCUGAUCUAGUUUAGACGUUUCGGUCCACGCUCGGACAAAAAUUUAAUUUAACUCGUCGAACAACAAUGCGGAAUAAUUGUUAAGUCGCCGCACGGAAUGUAAGGCAGUUCGGAAAGCCAAAGAUCGGUCGGAAUUCGCUGAAAGUGGAUAGUUUAUAAGCUAUUUCAUAAGUUU